CAUUUGUAGGAAAGCACACGGUGCUCGUGUGGGUUUAUACUAAGCUCCGCUUCUAAACAAGUGCAAACGCUUCUCAAUAACCGCUGGUUGAUUACCCAGCAUAAUUAUACUAGGAAAGCUGCUUUGCCUGCCUGAGACUAUCAGGUGGCCAAGUGAAUACGGAAGCAUUUACCCGCACACAUUUCCCAUCUCGUGAUCGGUCACGUGACUUCGUCUGUCAGAAAUUCGAAGAUGGCUGCGCAUCUGUCUUGCGGCCGGGUCAAUCUGAACGUUCUUAGGGAGGCGAUGCGCAUGGAGCUGCGGGAGUUCUUGGAUAAAUGUGCAGGGAGUAAGGCAAUUGUUUGGGAUGAGUAUCUAACAGGCCCCUUUGGAUUAAUUGCUCAGUAUUCCUUACUAAAGGAGCAUGAAGUUGAAAAAAUGUUUACAUUAAAGUCAGGUCCGCUUCCCUCAUCUGAUGUUAAAAACAUUAUCUUUUUUGUCAGACCUAGACUUGAAUUAAUGGAUAUAAUUGCUGAUAACAUUCAGAGAGAGGAAAGAGGGCGCUUCCCACAAAGGGAUUUCUAUAUUUUGUUUGUACCUCGUCGCAGCAUUUUGUGUGAGCAACGGCUUAAGGACCUUGGUGUUUUGGGGUCAUUUAUGCACCGAGAUGAAUAUCGCCUCAACUUAAUACCAUUUGAUGGGGACUUGCUGUCCAUGGAAUCGGAAAGUGCUUUCAAGGAAUGCUACCUGGAGAAUGAUCAGACAAGUCUUUAUCAGGCUGCUAAAGGACUCACCACCUUGCAGUCAUUAUAUGGAACAAUACCUCAGAUUUGUGGAAAAGGAGAGUGUGCUCGACAUGUAGCAAACAUGAUGAUCAGGAUGAAGAGAGAGCUAGGGGGAAGUCAAAGCCAAAUAACCCCUGUGUUUGACACUCUUCUACUGCUGGAUCGUAAUGUGGACUUGCUAACACCUCUAGCCACGCAGCUGACUUAUGAAGGCCUCAUCGAUGAAGUCUAUGGAGUUCAGAAUAGUCAUGUAAAGCUACCUCCAGAAAAGUUUGCCACUAAAAAUCAGGGAGAAGGUGGGAAGGAUCUUCCAACUGAACCAAAGAAACUGCUGCUAAACUCUGCAGAAGAGUUAUACGCAGAGAUUCGAGAUAAAAACUUCAAUGCUGUGGGCUCGGUGCUGAGCAAGAAGGCAAAAAUUAUAUCUGCUGCGUUUGAGGGAAGGCAUAAUGCGAAAACAGUGGGAGAGAUCAAGCAGUUUGUUUCACAGUUGCCCCACAUGCAAGCCGAGAAAGCCUCUUUAGCCAACCACACGUCUAUUGCUGAACUCAUCAAAGAUAUAACAACUUCAGAAGCUUUCUUUGAUAAUUUAACAGUGGAACAAGAAUUUAUGUCUGGGUUUGACACUGAUAAGGUAAAUCCUUAUAUCGAGGAUUGCAUAGCUAAGAAAGAUCCUAUUCUAAAGAUUCUGCGCUUAGUCUGCCUUCAGUCUGUGUGCAACACUGGGCUAAAGCAAAAGGUUUUGGACUAUUAUAAGAGGGAGAUUCUGCAGACGUAUGGAUAUGAGCACUUAUUAACUUUACACAAUCUGGAGAAGGCAGGAUUAUUAAAACUUCAGACCAGCAGCAGAAACAAUUACCCAACUAUCAGGAAGACCCUUCGCCUUUGGAUGGAUGAUGUAAAUGAACAGAAUCCCAAUGACAUAUCCUAUGUAUACAGUGGUUAUGCUCCCCUGAGUGUGCGUUUGGCCCAGAUUCUGGUUCGCCCUGGGUGGAGAAGCAUUGAAGAAGUACUGAAAAUCCUCCCUGGGCCCCAGUUUGAAGAGCGUCAGUCCCUACCCCCUGGCCUUCUUAAGAAAAGGCAGCAGGGAGAAAACAAGGUGAUUCUGGUCUUUUUCCUGGGAGGGGUCACAUUUGCAGAGAUUGCAGCAUUGCGCUUCCUGUCUCAGAUGGAGGAUGGAGGAACAGAAUAUAUCAUUGCUACUACUAAACUGAUUAGUGGCACAACUUGGAUUAAAUCCCUGAUGGAGAAGCUUGAGCCUCCCCCAUUUUGAAGGCAUAGCUCAUGCUAGGAAAUCAGAUCCUGUUACAUGAUGAUGCCUGCAGAAGAGGAGUAAUCUCGAUUUACUGAUCAUUUAUUUGCAUACUGGUACAUCAGCCAUAAUAUGAAUGCAAGAUGCCCUGCACAGUUUGCUAAACCUGUAUGAUGUGUGGACAACAAGACCUACAUUGCUACCAACAUAAAUAUUGAUCUAUAUAGCAAUAGUAUGUCAUUAUGCAUAGAACACAGCAUAUAGAUACCAUACAAACCUGCUUUCCUGGAAGAGACAGAGUGAUUUUAAAAGUUCUGUUGAAACAAAUGACUGCGGUGUCCUGGCUUCUGAAACCAGUAAAUCGUGGUAGGUUAAC
Molecule: messenger RNA, 2392 nt
Organism: Xenopus laevis (African clawed frog)
Lineage: Eukaryota; Metazoa; Chordata; Amphibia; Anura; Pipidae
Gene: vps33a.L
Product: VPS33A, CORVET/HOPS core subunit L homeolog
Biological process (GO): vesicle-mediated transport
Cellular component (GO): late endosome membrane; lysosomal membrane; early endosome
Source: RefSeq, marked provisional